AAUAAAAUACAAAGAUGAACACUUUUGUCCAUCAGCUUCCAUUUCCAAGGAAUUGCAGAUUCUGAUGAGAGAAGACGGGAGCUCCCUGUCACUGCACGCAAAUCACUGGAAGAAGACGUAGAGGACGAUUCGAUUCGAGAGCGCUUCGAUCUCGGAACGACGGAAUCUUUGUCUCUGCCAUGGCGGAGAUUGUCGAGGAGCACAAUUUCAAUCGGAACAUUAUCGGAGGAGGCAAUUCGAGCUCCAGCAAUGCCAACCCUCCCGAGAACACAGUCCAGAUCAUUGUUCGAACCAUCGGCCCUGCACGUCCCUCUCGCCUCUUCGUCCCUUCGCCUGUCAAAGUGCGUGACUUGCGGAAGUUGGUCGCCGAGAGUAAUCAAUUACCCAUCGGGAAUUUGAAGCUUAUUUUGCGAGGAAAAAUUUUGGAUGACUAUAAAAAUGACGAUGAUGUAUAUGUGCGGCUCAAUGAUGGCGAAUCAUUGACUGUUGCUGUGAAACCUAAGCCCCCAGCAGAGCAUCUUCGGGAUGGAUUUGAUGAUGAUGAGGAUGAUCUGAAGUUUCGGCUUCCAGAGUCUUCAAGUCGGUUGAAGAAGAAAAUUUACAAUUUCCUGCGUGAGAAGUUGAAGUUUCCCGAUAUCCUUUUGAUGGUGAUUUUCUCUCUCAGCCUGAAAGCUUGGGCUGCCAUACUUAUCUGGUUUAUCAUGGCACCUGUUGCCCAUAGCUGGGAUCUUGGACCUUUAUAUAUACUUGGUACUGGUUUUUGCAUCAUUCUACUAAAUCUUGGACAUCGAAAAUCAGGAGAAAUGAGUGCAUAUUCCAUCUUCAAUGAAGGUUUCAGAGAGCUCCCGGGGACCCUGAAUGCCGAUCGCCUAGACAGAGAUGUUCGGUUGGGUCAGUUCUGAUCGCCAUACUAUUUUCUUACUCAAUAUGGUCCUUGAACUAGACAAAAGGUUUCUAAAGAAAGCUACUUCUGUUUCCUUCCUGUGUGUAAAACUUUCAUCUUCAGUAAUCAAUAGUACUAAAAUAAUGACUAAUGAGAUGACUCUCUCUCUGUCUCUUUUUGUUUCUCUCUCUAACAUGAUUGACUGGACGUAGUGUUGAGAGAGAUGGGAGUUUGAGUUAUCAAGAAAUCAUGGUGGAAGGCAAGUUGCAUUUUGUAGUGUUGUGUUGGGUUUCUUGAAAGAGCAAGUUUUUUUUGGUUUCUUCUUCUGGCUGUCGUUUUCAGUUACAUCUGUUGUUUGUGAAGCAAAGAGAAAAGAGAGGUUUAGAA
This is a messenger RNA of Momordica charantia (bitter melon), 1270 nucleotides long. Its product is annotated as ubiquitin family protein. Gene Ontology annotation, molecular function: protein binding. NCBI's taxonomy places the organism in Eukaryota, Viridiplantae, Streptophyta, Magnoliopsida, Cucurbitales, Cucurbitaceae. The record is from RefSeq and is a predicted model, not a curated record.